AUCCCUGUUUGUGCGGUCCUGCAUUCACCUUGUUGUUUCGACCCUGUUGACUGGGACCUCUCAACCAUCGACACGAUGGUUGUGUUCAGCUCUUUGCGUCCCUCAGCACGAGGACUAAAAGCUGUUCUACCGAUCUUGAGAAGUUCACCAAAAACACCAGCCAUAAAACAAGCAGGACCCGUUGUCAUGUCGACGAGAGGGGGAGCUGGCAGAAGCAUGGUGCUGCGACCUGGUAUUUACCUGGAUCGGAUGUGGAGAGAUAGUGUGCAUUUCUUCAUCCUACUGGGAACAAUACCAGUUCUAACACUAGCUACUUUGGCCAACCUGUUUCUGACUCAUGGAGAAUUGACAGAUUUACCUGAAGAUCGCGUACCUCAGACAUGGGAGUACCACCAGCAUCCCAUCACGAGGUUUAUUGCCAAAAACAUAGUACGUUCUCCAGAGAAGCUGUACGAAACCCACAUGGCAAUGAUGUACGAACAGGAUCAGAAAAGGAAAUUAAGAAAACUUGAUGCCCAGGUAAAGCGUGUGAUGUUAGAUCGCCAGGAUGUACGUGGCUGGUAUUUCUUCCAGGGAGCAACAGAUGCCAGACAGAUGUCUCUAGAGAGCCAGGACAAUAAGAGAGGAACUCCUUUUUAAGAUCUUCAGUGACUUUACUAUGAGUGUGAGCGAGUGAGCAUGUAUUUAGUAUUCAACCAAAUAAACAGGUUCUGGUGAUUUUAAUGACUCUUUGUCAUGUCUAUACAAAAUGACUCGACGUUCGCGAGAUUCUAUGGAAUACCUGAUGAUUUUCCCCCUGGCUUCAGAUAUGUUGUCCAGAAAGACAAUUGGGAAGUUUUUCGUUCUACAACUGCUGUGAUGAAAUAAAUUGCUGUUUUAAAA
Messenger RNA from Pecten maximus, 882 nucleotides. Its product is annotated as NADH dehydrogenase [ubiquinone] 1 beta subcomplex subunit 5, mitochondrial-like. Lineage: Eukaryota; Metazoa; Mollusca; Bivalvia; Pectinida; Pectinidae. The coding region runs from base 76 to 639 and encodes 187 amino acids. The record is from RefSeq and is a predicted model, not a curated record. The transcript is spliced from 6 exons.